Messenger RNA from Mollisia scopiformis, 1866 nucleotides. RefSeq lists its product as uncharacterized. NCBI's taxonomy places the organism in Eukaryota, Fungi, Ascomycota, Leotiomycetes, Helotiales, Mollisiaceae. The transcript is spliced from 2 exons. The record is from RefSeq and is a predicted model, not a curated record. The coding region runs from base 1 to 1866 and encodes 621 amino acids.
AUGCCGGAGCCGGUGAUAACCUUGAUCAGUGGAUUGGCAACUAUCGUUACCAAUGUCUGGAAAGUGAGUAAAGAUCUUCAUGAUCUCAUAGAGGGUAUUCGAAAUGCUCCCCAGCAUGUUCGAGUCAUCAUGGAUGAUGUGCAUGGGUUGACAAUCGUCUUGGGCGCCCUUCAAGGCCUGCUUCCAAACGUCGAUGCAAGCCGGUUUCCUACGGACUUGGUUCCAAUAUUCGAGAGCUUGCAACUUAAUUUAGACAAUUGCUUCUCUAUUCUUAUGGAGCUCUCGAGGAAGCUCAUUCGCUACACAAACGCAGCUGGCGAGAUAAGCAAGAGCAGAUGGAUGGCAUUCCGAUGGCAAUUCACUGAGAAAGGCGUCAACGAGUUUCGAAGUCAUCUUGCUGCCUAUAAGAUGACCGUCCAAUUGGCAAUCUCAACAGCUAACUUCGCAAACACCACUCAAAACAUCGAUAUCAAUGCAAGAAUUGAAACAGAAAUGAAGGAGAUGCGCGUGCAAGUCAAUGAAAUGUCCUUCAAUCAAGAUCUUCUUGACAUAAGUGAUGCAGGAGACCAUGGUUCCGUCAUCACACAGGAUACAGAUCGGGGAUUCGCGCUUCGUCGAUUCUUGAUGACUACGGAAUCAGUCUUUUCAGACUCGCCUCCUGGCUCUCCUGGAUCGACGAAUGAUACAAAACAGUCUGUUUCUUCACAAUCAACAACUCUCGAGGGACAGCCUCUAGAAACUAACAGGGACUUAGAAAGUAGCUAUAAGAGAAGGAAUGAUGACUUCGGCAACGUCUCCAGUACCAACUCUGGUGUCUGGAAAACAGGACCUAACAUGCCAGAACGGAUUGGUUUAGGACGAAUCAAGGCCUCGAGUGGAUGGAGUUAUCAAACUUCGCUUUCCCAAGACAACGCUCGACGAAACCCAUUGGAAUCACAACAUGCUCAAUCAAGACCCGAUCCUACUUAUCAAUCCCAGACUUCAGUAGAGCCUCGAUUCGUGGACUCAGCUUUCCCGAUGUCAUCGAAGUUUACCAACAGGGGACCUGAUAGCUUAAAUUGUCUACCACAGCAGCAGACUGGUCGCUAUGGUCGAGGAACAAGUGAUCUUGGAAGGGCGUCUCCCGCCCCCUACGGUGAAUACUCUAAUGAGCCGGUGGCUACCGAACAUAGUCCUGAACGAUUGCUUGAAGAAACUUCUUCUCUACAGCAUCCAUCGGAAAGUUGCCUGGGACUCACUAAACCAAUUCCAUUGAGCAAUGAGCACGUUGGGAUAGAUGACUAUGAGCCUGGCAGCAGUCGCGGAUCACCAGAGCAAGUCCUCGAAGUACCACAAGCUGCAUGUCUCGGCGUUCCUGAAGAACUCUCUAAUCCUAGUGAUUCCUCGAAAUUAGUGACGAAGUUCAGCCGACGGGACCAACUUGGACUCUACAGACGCAUCGAAGAUUGCAUGACUGCACUCUAUAGAUCACACCUCGGCAAAGAGGGAGAAGCUACCUUCACAUAUGAGUAUGACAACAACGAUGCCGAGUCUGAUAUGUCCAGCUCCGGUCGGCCCCAAUACUCAGCACAGUCUUCGAGGAACUCUGAGACACCUCGGGAGCUAAGACCAAUACACGCUACACUUUCGCCAGCUAAAGAGAGCGAUCCUGCCAGCAUUUCAAGUUACGAUGAAAGCCCUGCUGGGAACAGCAAAGACCACCAUUCAUCGAUUGAAGAAGAUCUUUCCUUGACAGCCAAAAGCAAUGUGCCAAAUCUGAAUGUGGAGGAAGAUCGAAUACAACACCACGACAACCUGACACUGCUGAGUCACAGGAGACUUCCAGGACGAGAACCCUUCAACCUUAGCUGUUGGCUGCGAUUCUAG